This is a messenger RNA of Dendrobium catenatum, 2612 nucleotides long. RefSeq names its product G-type lectin S-receptor-like serine/threonine-protein kinase At1g34300. NCBI's taxonomy places the organism in Eukaryota, Viridiplantae, Streptophyta, Magnoliopsida, Asparagales, Orchidaceae. The coding region runs from base 177 to 2612 and encodes 811 amino acids. Gene Ontology annotation, biological process: recognition of pollen; protein phosphorylation. The transcript has a single exon. The record is from RefSeq and is a predicted model, not a curated record. Gene Ontology annotation, molecular function: ATP binding; protein serine/threonine kinase activity.
UCUGGUUAUAAAAAAUAUCUAUGAAAUGAGCUCGACUUUUAAAGCAGAUCCAAGGGUGAGAAAGUUCGGAACACUUUCUUCCACGAUUAAAAAACUGGAGCUUUUCUCUUUCAACAAAAUAUUUAAAUCGAGUUCCCGCAGUUGACCGCCAAGAAAUCCCCACUCAUUUCCUUCUCAUGGGCCGGAGAUGGGCCCAAUUGCCAAAUAUAUCAGAGGAAGCAGAAGGAACUGCAAGACGCGGAAGAAUUUUAAUGGCCGCGCUCGCACUCCUCCUCCUCCUUCCAGUCUCCGGCCAAAGUCGAGAACAGAGCAACACCUCCUCCUUCUCCAUCUCCGAUCCACCAUGGCUUCCCUCGCAGAACAACCGCACCCUCCGCUCUCCCAAUUCGCUUUUCUCCGCUGGCUUCCUUUCCUCUGGCUCUAAUAUCUCCUUGUUUGAAUUCACCGUCUGGGUCGAAGCCUCCGUUGAUAAGACUCGCGUGUGGGCUAUCGGCCCUGUCCCCUCCUCCUCCAGCUUAUUCAUCUCUGACGCCGGCGAUCUCACCCUCGUCGGCCUUUCCGGAAUGAACCUCUUCCCAUCCGGCGCUUCCGGCGCGCCUAAUUCCACAUUCCUCCAACUAAACGACAACGGAUCCCUCACAUUCAGAAAUUGGACUAGCUUCUCCUCCCCGGUUGACACUCUCCUACCCAACCAGUUACUCCCUAUCAACACCUCCCUCUCCUCCGGAGAUUACCGCUUCGACGGAUCAUCGCUCUGGUUCCAUUCCCAGAUGUUCUGGUCAAUCCAGCCGAUCUCCUACAUCAAAUCCGACGGUGGGCUAAUCGCCGACCCAACCAACGGUGCGAAUUCAUACAUCGCCUCUGAUUUCGGUCAAAACAGCACGCUCCGCCGGCUAACAAUCAACGCUGACGGCAAUCUCCGUCUCUAUAGCCUCGAGAGAAACUCCGGCGGGCAUUGGAAGAUUGUCUGGUUCGCAAUGUAUGAGGUCUGUAUGAUCCCGAACAGGUGCGGCCCUAACUCGAUCUGCGUCCCCAAUGGAAGCUACGACACCAACAAAUGCGUAUGCGCACCGGGCUUUCGCAUGUCUACCACCGACGAAGGAUGCGUGCGGAAGAAGGAUUACCUUCCGAGCAGUAAGUUCCUUCCCCUCGAAUACAUCAGCUUCACUGGGAAGCAGGGCACGGUGGAUCUUUCGCCGGCCGAUAUAGAUCGAUGCAGAUUCACCUGUAUUGAGAAUUCCAGUUGCACAGGCUUCAGCUACAUCUUGAACGGAACGCAAAUUUGCUACAACCAUUACGGCGAGCUCGUGAAUGGCUACUGGUCGACGUCCUCGCAUAUCACAAUGUUCCUACGCGUCGCGAUCUCCGAGACCGACACUUCCAAUUUCACGGGAUUGACAUCGAUAAUCGAUACAGCUUGCCCUUUGUUGAUCAGCCUUCCAUUGCCGCCGAAGGAGGUGAAGACGCUGGCGAGAAAUGUCUCCAUCAUCGUGAUGCUCUUAGUACUUGAGCUCCUGGUCGGUGGGCUCUGCUUCUUGGGUUUCCUUCGCAGGUAUUCGAAAUACAGAGACAUGGCGCGGAGAUUGGGGCUCGAGCUCUUACCAGCCGGAGGCCCGAAGCGAUUCUCCUAUUCCGAGCUCCGGGCAGCUACCGCCGAUUUCUCUAAGGUCCUCGGCUCCGGCGGCUACGGCGUGGUCUACCACGGGCAGCUCCCCGACGGCCGCACCGUCGCGGUGAAGCAACUGCGAAAAAGCUCUGGCGGCGACGCCGAGUUCUGGGCGGAGGUAACCAUCAUCGCCCGGAUGCACCACUUAAAUCUCGUUCGAAUUUGGGGAUUCUGCACGGAAAAGGAGAAGCGUCUGCUGGUCUACGAAUACAUCCCUAACGGCUCCCUCGACAAAUUCCUCUUCCAGGAUUUAACAGAGUUCAGCGGUACCGACGAAGAAAGCAGAAGCUAUUCCAGAAUCACCGGAAAGCCGCGGCCAAUUCUGGAUCUCAACAUCCGGUACCGAAUCGCGCUCGGCGUCGCGCGAGCAAUCGCGUACCUUCACGAAGAAUGCCUGGAAUGGGUGCUGCACUGCGACAUCAAACCUGAAAACAUUCUUCUUGACGACAAUUUCUGCCCUAAGGUCUCCGAUUUCGGGCUGUCGAAGCUGACGAACAAGGAGGAGAGGGUGAGUAUGUCGAGGAUAAGGGGGACGCGUGGGUACAUGGCGCCGGAGUGGGUGAUGAACGAGGAGCCCAUCACAGCGAAGGCCGACGUCUACAGCUUCGGGGUGGUGCUGCUCGAGCUGGUGGCCGGAAUGCGGUGUUGGGAUUUCCGGAGAGAUUCGGUGGAUAGCGAGGAUUGGUACUUUCCGAGGUGGGCUUAUGAUAAGGUUUUUGUUGAGAGGAAGGUGGAGGACAUAUUGGAUGCGAGAAUUUUGGGGAGUUUUGACGAUCGGAUAAAGGUGAAGAUGGUGGAGAGGAUGGUGAAGACGGCGAUGUUGUGCAUGCAGGAUAGGGCAGAGGCGAGGCCGUCGAUGGGGAAGGUGGCGAAGAUGCUUGAGGGGUCGGUGGAGCUUAAUGAGCCGGCGAAGCCUAUCAUUUUUUACUUGGAAGGGGGGAUUUAA